UUGCUUAAUCCUCCACAAAGAAAGCAUUCUGCAUUAUGUUGCUUUUUUGGUAGCUUUGACUUGGCUGACAGAGACCAACAAGCUCCCCGUCAAACAAGAGGUUACUUCUUAAUUCCUCCAGAAAUUUGACCAGUUUUGCACAUUUUCAUCGAGUUCACAUCGAGAAAAAGAUCUGAAACUUAAAAAAGCUGAAUGUCUCUUGAAAAUUGUGGAGGAGCCUGAAACGCAGGGAAAGUUCGAAGAGGAUAAACUUUUUUUACUCCAAAAAGAAUUGCAUUCCGAACACGAGCAACUUUUAAGAAAAAGCCGUUGAUUUGCUAGCGGGAGAAUUUCCGAGCAGAACGAGACCUUGCUUGCGAUUGAACGGCAUGGAGGUCAACAAGCUGGACCGGAAGUUGAUCGGAGGACAGAUAGCGCUCGUCCCCACACUGGAUAAAAUCGACAAAGGGGACCGUUUUCAACGGAAGGGAAGACUUCCGACUACCUCCGUCCAACCAGCACGUGACGAUAACCACGUGCGCGCAAGUAACGACAGGUUGUCAAAAACCAAGAAAGUCUUCCGGUGCAGAACAUGCCUUCGUCCCUUCGCCAACCCAGAGAGCUCCCGCCUCCACGCCCUCACCCACUUCAACCGCCACGAGCUGGAGCAGUCCUCCCUUUUCCAGGAGAAAUGUCCCCACUGCGAAAAAGCAUUCUUCCAACGUCACCACUUUACCGACCACGUGGCUGCGCACGAAGGCCGGAAGAACCACGCCUGCCCUGUGUGCAAACAGAAGUUCACCCACAAAACAAGUUUGACCCCGCAUCUCUUCGUCCACCUGAGCCGGGAGGAGAGCGCGAAGGUGCGGCAGGGCUGGCGACAUGUUUGCUACUUCUGCGGCAAACGAUUCCAAAGUCAAUCCCAUCUCAGUUGUCAUCUUGUCGUCCACACCAAGGAAAAGUUGGGAGGAAGGUGUCACGUAUGUAGGAAAAGCUUCUCCUCCAAUCAAGGCCUUACCAAUCAUCGGUUCCUCCAUCUCAGCGAAGACGAGAAGGUCGCCCUCGUGAAGCAGGGAACGAGUCGAGUGUGCUUAUUCUGUCAGAAGAUAUUCCCCGAUAACCACACUUAUCAUGCCCACCUGGUGACCCACACGGAGGAGAAGCCUUUCACCUGCGACCAGUGUGGGGCGCUAUUCCCUCGUAAUAAUAGCUUAAAAGUGCACGCGCGUACUCACAGCGCGGAUCCGCGACCAUUCAAGUGCUCCGAGUGUGAACAAGCUUUCCCACAAAAAGCACAUGUGACCAUUCACAAGAGAACGGUUCACCGGAAUUUGAAGGACUUCGGGUGCCCCGAGUGCGGCAAAAAGUUCGGCAAGAAGAGUCACAUGGUGGAGCACGUGGAAAAUGUUCAUCUCAAGAGAAGGCACCCUUGCCCCCACUGCGGGGUGACGUUCCCGAGCAAGUCCAUUGCUGGCCGGCAUGUCAGGAGGGUUCAUCCCCAAGAGUAAUGCCCCCGUCAAACAACGCAUAACUGAGCGUCAGUUACUAACGACAUGUUUUCCAAACAUUAUAUUUUAUAUAAUACAUUUAUGUUUUUAUAUUUUUCUUAUUUCACUAGUUAUGACGAGAUAUUCUGAUAAAAAUGGUAGCAUUGAAUUGUUAAGGUGUAAACAUGAUUUUUGUUACCGUUUUGACCAUGGCGAUUUUUUGUAGUAAAAUCAUUCUCUGCUCUGUAAAA
Molecule: messenger RNA, 1717 nt
Organism: Folsomia candida
Lineage: Eukaryota; Metazoa; Arthropoda; Collembola; Entomobryomorpha; Isotomidae
Product: zinc finger protein 239
Exons: 2
Coding region: 369-1487 (372 amino acids)
Source: RefSeq, a predicted model, not a curated record